This is a messenger RNA of Zingiber officinale, 348 nucleotides long. RefSeq lists its product as uncharacterized. The transcript has 2 exons. Gene Ontology annotation, molecular function: zinc ion binding; nucleic acid binding. The coding region runs from base 1 to 348 and encodes 115 amino acids. Lineage: Eukaryota; Viridiplantae; Streptophyta; Magnoliopsida; Zingiberales; Zingiberaceae. The record is from RefSeq and is a predicted model, not a curated record.
AUGCCUAUUCCUGGAUACUAUAAGGAUCCAAAGAAGAAAUAUGGGCUUAGAAGAUCUACAACAUACAAAGGCAAGCCCCACCAAACCCAUGCGAGAGUAGAAAAGAAGAAACAUUUACUCCGCAACAAGAAAUGCAAAUGCUUCCUGUGUGGUGAGGAAGGUCAUUUUGCCCGAGAUUGCCCUAAAGAAUACAAGAAUACAAAAAGGGUAGCACUGUUUGAAGGACUUGAAAUACCUGAUGAUUAUGAAAUCUUAUCUGUGCAAGAAGGAGAUGAACCAUCAGAUGCUAUCUUUAGCAUAUCAGAGGGAGAAGACCAUCAGGAAAAACUGAAGGAUGACAACCGAUGA